UACAAAGAAACUAUAUCUCUCUCUCUGUCUCUGCAUCUCUUCUGAAUUCUACUACAUUUCCACAUAAACUACUAAAAAAUGAGUGGCUUCAGGGUUUUCACAUACAUGCUUCUCAUUGUGUUUCUUAUUUGGUCUUCCAAUUUUGAAGCUUGUAUUGCUAGAAGGGGCAAGCAUUGGAGGCACAAUAGAGCUGUCUCAGCUUCUAUGUUGAAAAAGAAAGGAAAGAGUUAUGGCAAUGGUCACAAUAACCAUGGUGGAGGAUCAAAACCAAAGGCUCCAUCACAUAAAAGCACUCCCUCACAACCACCACCAUCUCCUAAUCCAAAAGAAGAUCCCCCCUCGACUUACAAUGGUGGGCAUUCUACCACCUUUAAUGUGCUAGAUUUUGGAGCUAAGGGAGAUGGAAGUACUGAUGACACAAAGGCAUUCCAAGCAGCAUGGGCUGAAGCUUGUAAGGUAGAGGCUUCAACAAUGCUUAUCCCAGCAGAUUAUGUCUUCUACGUGGGGCCUAUUUCAUUCUCGGGCCCAUACUGUAAACCCAACAUCGUUUUCCAGCUUGAUGGGACCAUUGUUGCACCAACUAACCCCAAUGCUUGGGGCAGAGGAAUAUUACAAUGGUUGGAUUUUACAAAGCUGGUAAAAAUUACCAUUCAAGGAAACGGUAUCAUUGAUGGAAGAGGCUCACCAUGGUGGCAAGACCAUCCAUAUGAUAAUCCUAUUGAUGAUGAGGAAAAACUCAUAGUCCCUUUGAACCACACAGUAGGAAGGCCUUCAAUGCCGAUACAAAAUGAGCUGGGAGGAAAAAUGCCAGGCAUUAAGCCAACUGCACUGCGGUUCUAUGGGAGUUUUUAUCCAACAGUUACAGGCAUAACAAUUCAAAAUAGUCCACAAUGUCACCUCAAGUUUGACAACUGUAAUGGAGUCCUGGUCCAUGAUGUGACCAUAUCAUCUCCUGGUGAUAGCCCUAACACAGAUGGAAUUCACCUUCAGAACUCCCAAGAUGUAUUGAUUUAUAGCAGCACUUUAGCUUGCGGAGAUGACUGUAUUUCCAUACAAACUGGAUGCUCAAACGUAUACAUACACAAUGUCAACUGUGGACCAGGGCAUGGAAUCAGUAUUGGAGGUCUAGGAAAGGAUAACACCCGAGCCUGUGUCUCAAACAUUACUGUCAGGGAUGUCAAUAUGCACAACACAAUGAAUGGUGUCAGAAUCAAAACAUGGCAGGGUGGAUCAGGUUCGGUACAAGGAGUACUAUUCUCAAAUAUACAGGUUUCUGAAGUUCAACUCCCAAUUGUGAUUGACCAAUUCUACUGCGAUAAAAGAAGCUGCACAAACCAAACAUCAGCUGUGGCUCUGGCAGGAAUCAACUAUGAAAGGAUAAAGGGGACAUACACAGUUAAACCAGUUCACUUUGCCUGUAGUGAUAGUCUUCCUUGUGUAGAUGUUUCUUUAACCACUAUUCAGUUACAACCAGUUCAAGAAAAAUACCAUCUAUAUGAUCCAUUCUGCUGGCAGACCUAUGGUGAAUUAAAAACUCCAACAGUCCCACCAAUUGCUUGUCUCCAGAUUGGGAAGCCACCAAACAACGGGAUUCAGACAGAUCGCGAUUUAUGUUGA
Messenger RNA from Gastrolobium bilobum, 1617 nucleotides. Its product is annotated as polygalacturonase At1g48100-like. The record is from RefSeq and is a predicted model, not a curated record. Gene Ontology annotation, biological process: carbohydrate metabolic process. Gene Ontology annotation, molecular function: polygalacturonase activity. Lineage: Eukaryota; Viridiplantae; Streptophyta; Magnoliopsida; Fabales; Fabaceae. Bases 79 to 1617 code for a protein of 512 amino acids. The transcript has 7 exons.